Molecule: messenger RNA, 1086 nt
Organism: Benincasa hispida (wax gourd)
Lineage: Eukaryota; Viridiplantae; Streptophyta; Magnoliopsida; Cucurbitales; Cucurbitaceae
Source: RefSeq, a predicted model, not a curated record
AUGGUAAACACUGGAAUGAAGGGUAUGAUUCCCAAAGAGAUUGGUAACUUCUUAAGAUCAUUGACAGUCCUAAUAAUGAAUAACAACCAAAUUACUGGUACCAUUCCUACUUCAAUAGGAAAACUAAAACAACUUCAAGGUUUUCAUAUUAGUAACAAUAGCUUAGAAGGAAACAUCCCAACAGAACUUUGUCAACUAGAGAAUUUGGAUGAAUUAUAUCUGGGUAAUAACAAGCUCUCUGGAGUAAUACCUGCAUACUCUGAUAACCUUUCAGCUUUAAGAACUCUGUCAUUAGGCUCCAACAACUUCAAUUCUAUAAUGCCAUCUUCUUUGUGGGGUCUUUCUUAUAUCUUACAUCUAAAUCUAUCAUCAAAUUCUCUAACUGGAUCUCUCCUAGUAGAGAUUGGAAAUCUUGAAGUUGUAUUAGACAUUGUCUCCAAGAAUCAACUCUCUGGUGAAAUCCCAAGUAGCAUUAGAGGACUCACAAACUUGGUUAAUCUCUCAUUGUCGCAUAAUGAACUCGAAGGCUCAAUUCCAGACUCAUUUGGCUACUUGGUUAACUUGAAAAUCUUGGACUUGUCCAGUCGAGGGAACUUUGGAUCAGUCUACAAGGCAACACUGUCAGAUGGAACAAUUGCUGCAGUUAAGAUAUUCAAUUUGCUAAAUCAAAAUGCAAACAAGAGUUUUGAAUUAUUUUGCGAGAUUUUGUGCAACAUACGCCAUAGAGACCUUGUCAAAAUCAUUACAAGCUGCAGCAAUGUGGAUUUCAAAGCAUUGACACUAGAAUAUAUGCCAAAUGGGAAUCUUGAUAUGUGGUUGUAUCAUCAUGAUUAUGGCUUGAAUAUGCUAGAGAGAUUGAAUAUCAUGAUUGAUGUUGCUUUAGCUUUGGAUUAUCUUCACAAUGGUUAUGGGAAACCUAUAGUUCACUGUGAUCUAAAGCCUAGCAAUAUACUGUUGGAUGAAGAUAUGGUUGCACACUUGACAGAUUUUGGGAUUUCAAAACUCUUGGGUGGAGGAGAUUCUAUAACACAGACUAUAACCUUAGCAACUGUGGGAUAUAUGGCUCCAGAUAACAAUAGUUUCUAA